AUGGCAUCUUCGUCAAGAGAUUUAACUUCAAAUAAUCCUCAAUAUAAUCGAGUGAAUCAAAUUGAAGAUCAAGAUGAUGAUUUAAAUUCAGCUUUCAAUCCAAGAAAUCCAUUUGCUGAUGAUAUAAAUGAUCCAGAUUCUUCUGGUUCUGUUUCUUCUUCAUCUCAACAACAACAACAAGAACAACAAGAACAGCAACAUCCACAAGAUCCUUCAUCUUCUUCAUCUCCAUCUCCUUCAACUCAACAACAUUUCCAAGAAUCUGAAUAUGGUAAACCAUUCCAAGCUUAUAGUGGAUAUUAUUCAAAUGGAGGAAGUUCACAAUAUUUAAAUCAAGAUUUAUCAAAUUCUGAAAAUGAUUCAAAAUUAUUAUCAAGUGCUCAUUUCACAACAACUAGUCGUGAUGUUUCAUCUUCUUCAACUUCUGAAAACAAAUUAAAUCCAAAAUCAGCUACUGAAUUUGAUAGAUAUCCUUCAUUAGCCGGUUCAAGAGUUGUUUCUACAACUUCUUUACUUUCUUAUAAUAAUCUUCAUUCCAAUUCACAAACUCCUCGUCCAAUAGGUAGUGGAUCUCGAGAUUCAACUCAUAGUAGCGUUAAUAACGAAUCAACCCUUUCUGAUAGAUCAAAUAGUCCUUAUGCUACUGAUUUUAGUCCUUUUGGUGGAUAUCCUGCCAGUUCAUUCCCAUUAAGCAUUGAUGAAAAAGAAUCCGAUGAUUAUUUACAUAACCCUGAUCCAGUAGUUGAUGCAGAAUAUGAUAAAAAUAGAUUUAUGUAUGAUUUGAAAAAUAUGGAUAAAAGAUCAUUGGGUGGUUUAAUUGGUCUUAUUGUUUUAUUACUUGGUGCAUUGGCUGUUUUCAUUGUUCUUCCUGCUUUAACUUAUUCUGGUGCUACUAGUCCUUAUCGUCCUGAACAUUAUGAAAUUUUAACUGAUUAUACUUAUCCAAUGUUGAGUGCAAUUAGACAAAGUUUAGUUGAUCCAGAUACUCCUGAAGAUGCCCUUUAUAAAACUUCUAAGGAUGGUGAUAAAUGGGUAUUGGUAUUUUCUGAUGAAUUUGAUGUUGAAGGAAGAACUUUUUAUGAAGGUGAUGAUCAAUUUUUCACUGCUCCUGAUAUUCAUUAUGAUGCUACUAAAGAUUUAGAAUGGUAUGAUCCAGAUGCUUCUUCAACUGCAAAUGGUACUUUGAAUUUACGUAUGGAUGCUUUUAAAAAUCAUAAUUUAUUUUAUAGAUCAGGUAUGGUUCAAUCAUGGAAUCAAAUGUGUUUCACUCAAGGACAUUUAGAAAUUCUGGCUAGAUUACCAAAUUAUGGUAAUGUUACUGGGUUAUGGCCUGGUUUAUGGUCAAUGGGUAAUUUGGGUAGACCAGGAUAUUUAGCUUCAACAGAUGGUGUUUGGCCAUAUUCUUAUGAUUCAUGUGAUGCUGGUAUUACACCAAAUCAAAGUUCUCCAGAUGGUAUUUCAUAUUUACCAGGUCAAAGAUUAAAUAAAUGUACAUGUCCUGGUGAAGAUCAUCCAAAUCCUGGUGUUGGUAGAGGUGCUCCUGAAAUUGAUGUUAUUGAAGGUGAAGUUAUGACUGAUUCUACAGGAAGAUUAGAAAAUAAUGGUGUUGCUUCUCAAUCAUUACAAUUGGCACCAAUGGAUAUUUGGUAUUAUCCAGAUUAUGAUUAUGUUGAAAUUUAUAAUAGUUCAGUUACAACUAUGAACACAUAUACUGGUGGACCAUUCCAACAAGCAUUAUCAGCAACAACUACAUUAAAUGUUACAUGGUAUGAAUUUGGAGAUCAUGCCCAUAAUUUCCAAACUUAUGGAUAUGAAUAUUUGAAUGAUGAUGAAACUGGUUAUUUACGUUGGUUUGUAGGUCAAGAUCCAACAUUAACUGUCUAUUCAAAAGCAUUACAUGCUAAUGGUAAUAUUGGUGCAAGACCACUUUCAAAAGAACCAAUGAGUUUAAUUUUAAAUUUGGGUAUUUCCAAUAAUUGGGCUUAUAUUGAUUGGAAUAGUUUAUUUUUCCCAGUUACCAUGAGAGUUGAUUAUGUUAGAGUUUAUCAACCUCAAGAUGCAAUUAAUGUAGGUUGUGAUCCUGAUGAUUAUCCAACUUAUGAUUAUAUUGAAAGUCAUAAAGAUAUUUAUUAUAAUGUUAACUUGACUACUUUUGAAGAAAGGUGGUUAUACUUUCCCAAAACAUAA
Molecule: messenger RNA, 2187 nt
Organism: Candida tropicalis MYA-3404
Lineage: Eukaryota; Fungi; Ascomycota; Pichiomycetes; Serinales; Debaryomycetaceae
Gene: KRE6
Product: beta-glucan synthesis-associated protein
Exons: 1
Coding region: 1-2187 (728 amino acids)
Biological process (GO): (1->6)-beta-D-glucan biosynthetic process; fungal-type cell wall organization
Cellular component (GO): endoplasmic reticulum membrane; plasma membrane
Molecular function (GO): glucosidase activity
Source: RefSeq, a predicted model, not a curated record